AUGUUUAGUAAUUCGUCACCAUCAUCAACUGCCAGCAGCUCCUACAGCCUCCCACCAGAGUUGCAAAGUUUCCUUACCAAGGGUUCCGCACCUGACAACCAGUCAAACUUAAGCAAAACCCCUUUAAUAACCGAGUGUGAAGGAAAUGCUCCUCAGCCCACAACAACUCCCGCCUCGAUUUUUUCCCGUCGUCUUUUUUUAUUCUCAGCUGCGUCUGAGUAUGAGCCAGAGACAUUUCGUGGUCUUUCUCGGCGACAGCGCUUAUUUUACUUUGGUAUCUCAGUUUUAUGCUCUUCUUUAUUCUUUUCAUUUGCUCUUAUAUUCGUUCCAUUGCUCUCUACACCCGCAGGUCUAAGAAAGUUCGUUUUUAUGUACAUACUUGGCAAUUUUACUCUUUUGUGCGCUUUUGCUUUCGCCUAUGGACCGUGGACUUUUGUGAAGAAACUAGUGACACUCGACAAGCUCCCUUCGACUCUCAUCUAUUGCGGAAGCUUGUUCUUCGGAAUUUUCGGAGUCUUGUGGUGGAGGAGUACAAUGUGUGCUUUUCUGGCAGUCAUCAUCCAGAUUGGAUUGGGCGUGUGGCAGCUGAAGCAAUUCAUAUGGGGCGGUGCGAAAAUGCUGUCCCUUGUAAAUAAGAUGUCGUCUUUUCGGUUUGGCAGAUCAUCGAAUUCGAACCUUCCAAUUUGA
Mesocestoides corti is the source of this 687-nucleotide messenger RNA. Lineage: Eukaryota; Metazoa; Platyhelminthes; Cestoda; Cyclophyllidea; Mesocestoididae. The record is from the annotation of a GenBank genome assembly.